Hippopotamus amphibius kiboko is the source of this 840-nucleotide messenger RNA. It is a transcript of the gene LRRC10, whose product is annotated as leucine rich repeat containing 10. Gene Ontology annotation, molecular function: protein binding. The record is from RefSeq and is a predicted model, not a curated record. NCBI's taxonomy places the organism in Eukaryota, Metazoa, Chordata, Mammalia, Artiodactyla, Hippopotamidae. The transcript has a single exon. The coding region runs from base 1 to 840 and encodes 279 amino acids.
AUGGGGAACACCAUCAGGGCCCUCACGGCCUUCAUCCCUGCCGACUGCUUCCAGAACUACAUGGUUAGAGACCUCCGGGAGAUGCCACUGGACAAGAUGGUAGAUCUGAGUGGGAACCAGCUGUGCCGCUUCCCUGUGCACGUGUGCUCCUUCCAGGAGCUGGUCAAGCUCUACUUGAGCGACAACCACCUCAACAGCCUGCCUCCAGAGCUGGGGCAGCUGCAAAAUCUGCAGAUCUUGGCCCUGGAUUUCAACAACUUCAAGGCUCUGCCCCAGGUGGUAUGUACCUUGAAACAGCUCUGCAUCCUCUACUUGGGCAACAACAAACUCUGCAACCUCCCCAGUGAGCUGAGCCUGCUCCAGAAUCUCCGGACUCUGUGGGUCGAGGCCAAUUACCUCACCCAGCUGCCGGACGUGGUCUGUGAGCUGAGUCUCCUUAAGACUCUGCAUGCUGGCUCCAAUGCCCUGCGUCUGCUGCCAGGCCAGCUCCAGCGCCUCCGGGAGCUGAGGACCAUCUGGCUCUCAGGCAACCUGCUGACUGAAUUCCCGCCUGUGCUGCUUCACAUGCCUUUCCUGGAGGUGAUCGAUGUGGACCAGAACAGCAUCCGCUACUUCCCCAGCCUGGCCCACCUGUCAAGCCUGAAGCUGGUCAUCUAUGACCACAACCCUUGCAGGAAUGCACCCAAGGUAGCCAAAGGGGUGCGGCGCGUGGGAAGAUGGGCAGAGGAGACCCCAGAGCCUGACCCUAGAAAAGCCAGGCGCUAUGCAUUGGCCAGGGAGGAAAGCCAGGAGGCACAGCUGCCUGCCCUGCCUCCUCCACUCCCUCCUACCAACUCCUGA